AUGUCAACAACCGCCAAUCCAAUGCUCGUCACAGAGCUCCUUGGCUAUCAACCACAACUUCUCCUGGAUGAACUUAUGUCAUGCGUCAACGAAACAAUCUACGAAGCCGUCGCGCACGUCGAAAACUUUCUCAACAAAUGGAUCGAUGAAAAGGAAGAAGCGGGCGAAGAUGUAGAGAAACUGAGACAGGAAGUAGACUAUGGCAUGCUUGCACUGCAAACACUACUAGAAAACUAUGCAGAUCUCGCAUUCGACGUCUUUGAGGCAUGGUCACUUCGUAAUCUCUUCGUCGUCGACGCCCAACUACCGAUAGUCGCACCCCACCAUCGUGGACUGGAUCUUAGCGUACCUGUAGAACGCGAGAGAGAACUUCAGAUUGAGAUGCAACGAGAAUAUGCAAAGAUACGAAGAAUGGAGGCACAGACGAUGCAAAAUCGACGCAAAGCUGAAGCACUGCUGCAAAGCAUAAGCUACGUUGAUACCACUGCAGCCGAAUCGGAACAAGCUGCAAAACCACUAGCUCAAUUCCUACAAACGCUUCGUGAACUGCGCUCAAUACCGGAAACAUCAGAUCCAAAGGGGGCAAAACCGACUACGAGCCAUACAGCAUACCUCAAGUGGGCUAUCGGAAAGCUCAUGAACGAGACUGAGAUGGACAAAGUCGCCGCCCGAAACGCAGAGGAACAGGCAAAGGCCAUCUUUGACUCGGACGAUUCAGCAGUCACUGGCUCCUCUCUAGGAAGACUACCACCAGAGAUUGACGAGGACGAUGACACGUCCAUGAGCAGUUCUUCUACAGACUGA
Molecule: messenger RNA, 804 nt
Organism: Serendipita indica DSM 11827
Lineage: Eukaryota; Fungi; Basidiomycota; Agaricomycetes; Sebacinales; Serendipitaceae
Source: the annotation of a GenBank genome assembly